AUGGCUGGCGGACAAAGCAUUGGCAGCGACUGGUUCUACGUGGCGUGGUGCGCGUUAAGCUUGCUUCUCGCAAUCCUUUGCGAUUCGGAAGCCCUUCUUCACGACCCUGCUACAUACGGCAAGGUUGAACCGGUCGUCAAUUGGCCUCCGCCCGUCGUCGUUCGCGCGUUGCAUCAAUGGGGCAACGAUUUUGAUCCGUUGUUGCAGGCUCGUCCAUUGUGGUUCAAGGUAUGUUUCUGGAUGGAAAUGACGUUCCAAGUGCCGUACUACAUUGUGGCCAUUUAUGGCUUCAUCAAUCGCAGCGAAUGGUUGCGUGUGCCGACGUUGGUGUACGCGGCGCAGUCCAUCACGGUCAUGGCGAUCGUGUUGACAGAACAGUUCGUGGGAGAAUUCAAGACCUCUGCGCCGCUGGUCAUUCUUGGCUCGUACUUGCCAUUUGCGAUCGUGCCCUUCUUCUUUUUGAUUCGCGCCAGUGGCCCCACCAUGUUUGGCAAACCCCUCAAGUCCAAGAACGCCUAA
This is a messenger RNA of Aphanomyces astaci, 519 nucleotides long. RefSeq lists its product as hypothetical. The transcript is spliced from 4 exons. The record is from RefSeq and is a predicted model, not a curated record. NCBI's taxonomy places the organism in Eukaryota, Oomycota, Saprolegniomycetes, Saprolegniales, Verrucalvaceae. Gene Ontology annotation, cellular component: endoplasmic reticulum. The coding region runs from base 1 to 519 and encodes 172 amino acids.